AUGUCUAAGCUCUUCAUUGGAGGCCUCGCAUGGCAUACCGACGACCAAGCUCUCCGUCAAAAGUUCGAGGAGUUCGGUGCAGUCGAAGAAGCCGUCGUGGUUAAGGACCGCGAUACUGGUCGUAGCCGAGGCUUUGGCUUCGUCCGCUAUGCGCAGGACACUGAGGCCGAUGCCGCUAUGCAGGCCAUGAACAACGAGGAAUUCGAUGGACGUAGGAUCCGUGUCGACAAGGCUUCUGACCGCGCUGGCGGCGGCGCUCCCCGUGGCGGCGGCUACGGCGGCGGUGGUGGUGGUGGAUACCGUGGAGGUUACGGCGGCCAACAAGGAGGCUAUGGUGGCGGUGGCCGUGAAGGUUACGGCGGCGGCGGCGGCGGCUCUUGGGGACCUUCCCAGGGCGGCGGCGGUGGCGGAUACCAGUCUCGCGGUGGCUACGGUGGCGGCCAAGGCGGUGGUCAGGGCGGCUAUGGAGGACAAGAGGGUGGUCAAGGUGGUGGCCAGCAAUGGUAA
Messenger RNA from Alternaria arborescens, 507 nucleotides. RefSeq lists its product as hypothetical. Lineage: Eukaryota; Fungi; Ascomycota; Dothideomycetes; Pleosporales; Pleosporaceae. Gene Ontology annotation, molecular function: RNA binding. The transcript has 6 exons. Bases 1 to 507 code for a protein of 168 amino acids. The record is from RefSeq and is a predicted model, not a curated record.